CGCGGGCGGGGUUUAUAUAAAAUUUUCAAAUUUCUACCAUACAUAGUUUCUAUGAACAGCCACAUAUAUACUUAUGUUGAUUCGUUGAUUACUUGCGUACUUUUAUUUUUUGUAGCGGACUUAAAUUAUAUUUAUUUAUUUACAUGUUACAAGAACUUAUUUGAUAAAUAAAACAGCGUAUUGUGACGAAUUGAUAAAAAUGUAACUUAUAAAGCUAAACCGGGUGUGUAACAAUGUUUCUGUAGGCUUAAGUUAAUAUCACCGUAUUUAUUAAUAAUUUAUACUCUAAUCAAAUAAGUAUAAUACAUUCAAAAUAAAGAAUACCGGCCUGAAGAUGUCAGAAAGCUGUAUAAAAAAUUGUAUGAUUUAUAAGUGUCGUAUUUGUUUAAGUAAUAGUAACAGUAUGAUUGAUAUGUUUAGACCUGAAAUAUUUAUUAAAAUUAAAGAAUUUGCGGCAUCGAUAUCCACUGUCAUUGAUAAUGACAAUGAUUUACCAAAAAAAAUUUGUCACAUUUGCUUAUAUAAAUUAGAUAUGUGGUAUGACUUUAAGCAGCAGUUAAUAAAUUCGAAUAAAUUUUUGUUAAACUUGUCCGAUAGUCAUGAAUUAUCCAUUCUUGAGAAAAAUUCGGUAAACAACAUAAACGAUUUAACAAAUGAUAAUGAUCUCAUGCAAUUAACUCAUGAAUCGUCACAAAUCAAUUUUCAACCGUUAAAAGCAUUAAAUUCUGAAGUAGCAAGUAAUAAAACUAACUUAAACAUGCUUCAAUCACCAUUUUCAUUGAAAACAUCAAAAAAUGAAACGGAAAAUUCAUCUGAAAGUAAACAAACCACAGAAUCUCUAAUAAAAACUCGGUAUUCCGGUAUUAGACGUACUAAUGAGCAAAGAAUGGCAUCUACGCAACGUUGGGUAGCUCGAAAGCGUGCAUUAUUAGCAGCAACUGGUGAAAAUGAUUCUGAUACAGAUUCCAUUAACUCGGAUGCUACGUUGAAAUUAUCUUCGUUGAAAAAACAUCGAAAGUCAUUUAAUUUUUCAACAAAUGAAAAUCAUCAAUUUGAACCGCAAUCUAUACAGUCAGAAUUAGUAAUGGGUGAUGCUAUGUUUAUCAUAACAUCAAGUUUAUUUUUAUCUGAAUUAUCAAAUUUUAAUCAAUUAUCAAAUGUUCUAAAAUUACUGUCAAAUCAUGAAGGUAAUAUUAUAACUCAUGAACAAGAAAAUAUAGAUAUUAUGAAUGCGCUUCAACUGUGCCGUAUUGAAUCAUCUAAUAAAUGUUUGAUGGAAGACGGAAAAUUUGUUGAGCGCUGUUUAAAUAUAGAAAUUGAAGGAACUGAAUUAGAAAAAUUACAAAAUCUUCAAUUUAAAUUAGCGUCAUUUAUUGAUAAAGAUUUAAAAAAAAAAUUAAUCAAUGAAAAAGAUUGUUCUGAAGGUAUGGAUAGUGAGAAUAUUAAAUCUCGUGAACCAUUUCAAACGUUAGAACAACAAUUGAAAGUUAUCGUUGAAAAAGCCGUUAAAAAGAAUUUGAAUAAGUAUCAGGUUAUACAAUGUAAAACCAUCAAUAAAUUUCAUCAUAAGAAAACAUUUUCUACUGCAUUUAUUAAAGCUGCUAUGAAAUCAAAAGUUUUUCAGCCAAGAAUUUUCUUAGAUCGUCUAGAUUUGAAUUUAAUUAAUAUUGAAAACGAUAUAAAUUCUCACAAAUUACCUAAAAAUUUAACAAGUUUAAAUUGUUAUAAAAAUCAAGUACAUAAUGUUGAUGAAAGAAAUAAUUAUUGCAAUGGAAAUGAUAUUAAAGUAUUGAAGAAUCUUAAAGAAAAAAAAGAAUCAAUUGACGUAAAUAACGAUGGUUUAAAUGACAAGAAACAUGUUCGUAGAGCGCGCAGUAGGUCAUUUGAUGGUCAAUUAAACGUUCAAAAGCAUUUUAAUAUUCAUAAAGAAGAACAAGUGCUAUCGAAAAAAAUUCUAAAAAAUAUAAUGCGUUGUAAAGAAUGUGAUGAAAGUGUAGAAGCUGAUUCAGUUGAAACACACAUUUGUAAAUCAUUACUAUCUAAGUAUCAUCAUAAGUGUGAUAAAUGCGAUAUAAUAUUCUGUACUGAUAGUUUGUUACUAAAUCACAAAAAAAUUCAUGAAAAAGAUAAAAAAAUUUCCAAAGUUUUCACUGCUGAUCUUGAAAAUUUUUACACAUGUUUCAUUUGCAAUAAAAAAUUCACAGGUAAUGAAAUAUUAAAAAAACAUUUACAGAAGCAUUGUGAUGAUACCAACAAAGAACAUAAUAACAUAAGUACAAGUAUGAAAACGUUUCAAUGUGCCAUUUGUGGACAUACAUUAAGUACUGAAGAAAAGCUUGAAGCUCAUGUCGAACAACAUUUAUUCGACGAUGCCGAUGAUAAUUCAAAUCUCGUAAAUAUUAUCCAAGCUAAUAGUAUAAAAGAGUCUCAAGGAAUUCAAUCUGACGUCAAACGUUCAUAUCCUCAGUCUAACAAUAAAUUUGAUACCAAUGUUGAAUUAGCAUUAAAUAUACAAACACAUGAUACAAAAGACAAAAUCAUUGAAUGCCUACAAGAUGAUUUUCAAAUGCAAAAUGAAAGUAGAAUUUGUACCAUUUGUGACCUUAAUUUUAACAAUGAACAAGAAUUGCUCGAUCAUCUAAAUGUUCAUAACAAUGCUUCGUGUGUUUGUAUGCUAUGCGAUCAACCUUUUUUGACUUUAGUCGAACUGCAAAAACAUGUUAAUUCUCACUAAUCUUGUGAUGUUCAGGAUUUUUAUUAAAAAAUAAAAAAAAUGUAUAAAUAUACCGUUUCAUAUUUUUUUUAUUAUUGAAACUGUAUAGUUUUACUAAUUUGUUAAAUAAAAACAUAGUCUAAUCACUAAUUGUUAUUUAUAAUAUUAUAAUUCAUGUAAUUAGACUUUCAACGAUUAGGCAAUUUUGCAAAUUAAAAUGGAUUUUAAAUCCGAUGAAAUAUGAGAAUAUGCCUACAAAUUAGUACUUAAGAUGUUCAAAGUAAAUAAGUUGAAAAUAUUAUGUUCAACUCUGAUCAAACUUACCUUGUUAGUACUAAAUUUAUAUUUAUUAUUAAUAAAUAUCAUAAAAUACAAUCGCAUACAAGCUGAUAGAUAGACAUUACAUCCGAAAUCAGAUUGAUAGUACAUCUGAUUUAAUUAAUUGUCUUUUUAAAGGCAGUAUAUAUUAGAAAAUAUUAUAAAAAAUGUAAGAUGGCUUGAAAUUCGAAUGAAACUAGCGUUCAAGUCUACUAGUUGCAAAAACGGGAUGGAAGAUAUCUCAACAGUUUAAAUAAAAUGAUAAGCUUAAAAAAAAUUUUUAAAAAUGUAAUUUUUUUUUAUUAACUUCA
Molecule: messenger RNA, 3342 nt
Organism: Cotesia glomerata
Lineage: Eukaryota; Metazoa; Arthropoda; Insecta; Hymenoptera; Braconidae
Product: zinc finger protein 181-like
Exons: 4
Coding region: 335-2734 (799 amino acids)
Biological process (GO): regulation of DNA-templated transcription
Cellular component (GO): nucleus
Molecular function (GO): zinc ion binding; RNA polymerase II cis-regulatory region sequence-specific DNA binding; DNA-binding transcription factor activity, RNA polymerase II-specific
Source: RefSeq, a predicted model, not a curated record